Molecule: messenger RNA, 327 nt
Organism: Macrosiphum euphorbiae (potato aphid)
Lineage: Eukaryota; Metazoa; Arthropoda; Insecta; Hemiptera; Aphididae
Source: the annotation of a GenBank genome assembly
AUGUCGUCAAUGUCAUUAAUCCCUGUUCAAAUACUAUUAUCUAAGAUUUCUAAACUUAGAUUUAAGUUUCAUUACAGCUCUAAACUGUGCAGAUUACUUAAAGAAGCUCAACAAAAACAUAACCUGCCUCAAAUUGUUAUGCCUGCAUCCUGUGUAACAAGAUGGUGGACAAGCUUACCAGCACUGCAAUUCAUAAGAUAUCAACAAGAGGCUCUUUUUGAUGUUUUAUACAAAUUCAAAUCCAACAGUAUAAAAUAUCUCCCAAACUGCAACGAGCAAAAGAUUAUACGUGUAAUCUGCAAUCUGUAUGAACCUCUUAACCCUUAG